AUGUGGCGACGGACAGCUCGCUAUCUUUGCACGGAGGUUCGCCAGCACUCUGAGCUGUACUUCUCAGGCAUCCAACCAACAGGCGUACCACAUCUCGGGAAUUACUUUGGCUUUAUUGAACCAUGGGUGAAUCUGCGAAAAAGUCUCCCAUCCACAACGAAAAUGAUUCUCGCUAUAGCCGAUCAGCACGCGAUAUCUCUUGGCCCGAAGUCGUCGAGCGAGAAUUUCAAAAUAAUCAAACCUCAUCUAUUUCAUUUCUCUUUACCUUCCUCUCUUGGUCAGAAGAGUUUGGGUAACACCAUGGCCAUCACAUUUACACGAAAACUUCGGGCGAUAAUGGCGUGCAGUCUGUUGGCUUGUGGUGUGGACCCGUCCAGAACGCUGCUGUUUCGUCAGAGCAGUGUCCCACAGAUCUCACAACUUUCUUGGAUUCUCGGGUCGUUGCAAACAGUUGCCCAAUUGCAACGGCUACCACAGUAUAAAGAGAAAGCCACUAAGGUUUCCCGGGGUGAUAUUCCUGUUGGGCUCCUCACCUACCCAAUCCUGCAAGCUGCCGACGUCUUAAUGUUCAAGGCGACUCAUGUUCCGGUCGGUGCCGAUCAGGCUCAACACAUGAAUAUGUUGGCCGAUUUGGCUGACCACUUCAAUGGCUUCUAUAAGAUUCUGUAUUUUCCACGACCUCAACAGGUGGUACAACCAGUCACGUCUCGUCUGCGAAGCUUGCGAGAUCCUUUGAAGAAGAUGAGUAAAUCUGAGAAGAGUGCACGGUCGAGGCUGGAGAUUAGCGACUCAGCCGAGGAGAUUGAGGAGAAAUGCCGAAAAGCGGUCAGUGACACCGAAUCGCGACUCACGUACAGUCCUGACACCCGACCGGCCACCGGCCAUCCAGAUCUUGGUACCCCAGUCACUUCUCCUGAACCAAGAGAAGCUCAUCGAAUGCUUCUCGAUAUUGGAUCCUUGCAGAUUGAUCUCUACCCCCGUGGCUCGUACAGGUCACAGGAUAAUCGUCUGUGA
This is a messenger RNA of Ostertagia ostertagi, 1014 nucleotides long. The record is from the annotation of a GenBank genome assembly. Lineage: Eukaryota; Metazoa; Nematoda; Chromadorea; Rhabditida; Trichostrongylidae.